CUGACGCUAAUUGUAUAUGAGCGCGAGCGGCGGGAGCUCGGGUCUUUUUAGCGCCAUCUGCGAGGGGCGCCGCCGCCGCCGCUGCUGACGACGACGCCUCCAUCGUCUCCUCCUCCUCCUCCUCCUCCUCCCGCCUCAGCCGUCCUGAGUCACUGCGCCGCCCCGGCCUCAGCCCCGGGCCUCGGACACCGCCUCCAGACUAGGAUACCCUGUGUUCCAUUUGACCAGUGAAAAACUAGAAUAUCUAGGUGUUUUGAAUUCUUACAACAUGGCAAACAUUGACAACAAAGAGCAGACUGAACUUGAUCAACAAGAUAUGGAGGAUGUUGAAGAUGUGGAAGAGGAAGAAGCAGGUGAAGAUGCAAACAGUAAAGCUCGUCAGCUGACUGUUCAGAUGAUGCAAAAUCCUCAGAUUCUUGCAGCGCUUCAGGAGAGACUCGAUGGCCUUGUAGGAACAUCAACAGGUUACAUAGAAAGCUUGCCUAAAGUAGUUAAGCGACGUGUUAAUGCCCUCAAAAACCUUCAAGUUAAAUGUGCCCAGGUAGAAGCCAAGUUCUAUGAGGAAGUUCAUGAGCUGGAAAGAAAGUAUGCUGCCCUCUACCAGCCUUUAUUUGAUAAGAGAAGUGAAAUCAUCAAUGCUAUUUAUGAACCAACAGAGGAAGAAUGUGAAUGGAAAGCAGAUGACGAAGAAGAAAUUUCAGAGGAAAUGAAAGAAAAGGCAAAGCUUGAAGAAGAAAAAAAGGACGAAGAGAAAGAAGAUCCCAAGGGAAUUCCUGAAUUUUGGCUGACUGUUUUUAAGAAUGUUGAUUUGCUCAGUGAUAUGGUCCAGGAACAUGAUGAACCUAUUCUGAAGCAUUUAAAGGAUAUUAAAGUGAAGUUCUCAGAAGCUGGCCAGCCUAUGAGUUUUAUAUUAGAAUUUCACUUCGAAUCAAAUGAAUAUUUCACAAAUGAAGUUUUGGCAAAGACAUAUAGACUGAGAUCAGAACCCGAUGAUUCUGAUCCUUUCUCCUUUGAUGGACCAGAAAUAAUGGGUUGCACAGGGUGCCAGAUAGAUUGGAAAAAAGGAAAGAACGUCACCUUGAAGACAAUUAAAAAGAAGCAGAAACACAAGGGCCGAGGAACUGUUCGAACUGUAACCAAAACAGUUUCCAAUGAUUCCUUCUUCAACUUCUUUUGUCCUCCUGAAGUUCCUGAAAGUGGAGACCUGGAUGAUGAUGCCGAAGCUAUCCUUGCUGCAGACUUUGAAAUUGGUCACUUUUUACGCGAGCGUAUAGUUCCACGAUCAGUAUUAUACUUCACAGGAGAAGCUAUUGAAGACGAUGAUGAUGAUUACGAUGAAGAAGGUGAAGAAGCAGAUGAUGAGGAAGGGGAAGAAGAAGCAGAUGAGGAAAACGAUCCAGAUUAUGACCCGAAGAAAGAUCAAAAUCCAGCAGAGUGUAAGCAGCAGUGAAGCAGUGUGUCUGUGGCCUUGAGGAUAACCUGCACUGUAAUAGCCUAAACACAACUAUUAGUUACUUACAGCCUUAUGUUUUGUAAUUUCUUGGUAGAAUCAAGUAAACAAUUUUUGUUAAAGAUGAAAUUGAACGUAUAGGAACCCGUUCAAAACAUAGAUUCAUUCUACCUAGCAUUUUAAUAGUUUGAUUUUCUGCCAGAUACGUAGAAUGCAGUAAACCCCUAAAGCAUGAAUACGUUCAUUCAUUGCUGCAUAGUUUGGUUCUUGUGAUGUCUUUUGUCACGUAGCUAUUAGAUUGCAGCCGUGGAAAUGAUCAGAACCGUCAACCGAGACCAAUAUUUGUUUAGAAAAAAUCCUCUCCUAAGGAACCAACCAAAGUAUUUUGUUUUUCCAGCCCAAUAGUUUGAAUGGGUUUUAAGUCUGCUUGCACUAGCUGUGCCUUCAUUACUUUGUUAUAGAAAUGCAGUGACUUGUACUAACUUGGAGACAAUUUUUGGAUUUGACUACUUGAGAAGAAACUAGUAUACGGUUAAGAAUUUCCAGUAAGACCACAUCUAACGUUCAUAACUGUCUACUUGUUUAUGGUAUAGGUUUUUGUAUUAUGUGACAUAGUGUUCUACAAAAAAGCCCAGUCACCAUAUUAAGGAUAUUGUUUACCACUGGGGUGUGAAUAAAACCUAGUAUUUUCAGAAGUUAGCCUCAUCUUAUUGUACUAUGUCUACGGAACCCUGUUAUUUAAGGUCUUUCCUUUGGGGUGGCACAUAUUAGCCUUCACUGGAAGUGGUCGGUUGGGCAUCACCUGGAGAAGCCAUUUCCAAGUUUUUAAAAUGGCCACCUACUAAAUAACUUAAAUGUCAAGCACUAUUUUGUUUCUCAAAGGAUGACCGUGUCUUGCUUUCACUUACUGAAAUAAAUUCUUAAUGGCUGUGA
Messenger RNA from Ornithorhynchus anatinus (platypus), 2383 nucleotides. RefSeq names its product nucleosome assembly protein 1 like 1 (gene NAP1L1). The record is from RefSeq and is a predicted model, not a curated record. The transcript is spliced from 16 exons. Gene Ontology annotation, molecular function: chromatin binding; histone binding. NCBI's taxonomy places the organism in Eukaryota, Metazoa, Chordata, Mammalia, Monotremata, Ornithorhynchidae. Gene Ontology annotation, cellular component: chromatin; nucleus. Gene Ontology annotation, biological process: nucleosome assembly. Bases 269 to 1450 code for a protein of 393 amino acids.